CGUGACAAGUAGAACGAUAUUAAUAUUUAAACAUGUCUGUACAUUUUAAAAAGUGUUCUAAGUUAUUGUCUGCUGUGUGUAAUAAUAAUAAUUACAAAGCAUUGUCCACAACUUGCUCAAACAACACAAAAGUGACUUUUAACUGGGAAGACCCUUUGAAUUUAGAUCGACUAUUACACGACGAUGAAAAGGCCGUCCGGGACUCGUUGAGAGCUUAUUGUCAAGAGAAACUAAUGCCUAGAGUGGUCCAGGCAAAUAGAAACGAAGUAUUCGAUCGGGCGAUUUACAAAGAAAUGGGCGAGUUAGGGAUUCUUGGGUGCACCAUUAAAGGGUAUGACUGUGCUGGAGUAUCAUCUGUCACUUAUGGGCUCAUUACGAGGGAACUGGAUGCUGUAGAUUCUUCGUAUAGAUCAGCAAUGAGUGUACAGAGUAGUUUAGCUAUGGGUGCUAUAUACAUGUGGGGUUCAGAAGAACAAAAACAAAAAUAUUUACCAAAAAUGGCGAAAGGUGAAUUAGUAGGUUGUUUUGGCCUGACUGAACCAAACUACGGCAGUGAUGCUGGCGGGUUAGUGACAAAAGUUAGAUCCGACUCUAAAUCAAAAUCUUAUAUUCUAUCGGGUUCGAAAACUUGGAUCACAAACUCACCUAUUGCAGACAUACUUAUUAUAUGGGCUAAAAACGAAGAGGGUAAAGUAAGAGGCUUCAUAGUAGACCGAGCUCAAGUUAAAAAGGGACUAGACACGCCCAGAAUCAAUGGUAAAUUUUCUUUGAGAGCUUCGGCAACGGGCAUGAUAUUACUAGACGAAGUAGCUAUACCGGAGGAAAAUUUAUUGCCUAACGUAGUAGGUAUGAAGGGGCCUUUCGGAUGUCUCAAUAACGCGCGGUACGGGAUCGCUUGGGGCGCUCUCGGUGCGGCCGAAACAUGUUUGCGAAUCGCUCGAGAGUACACAUUAGAUCGGAAACAAUUUGGAAGACCGCUAGCUUCAAAUCAACUGAUUCAAAAGAAAUUGGCUGACAUGAUUACAGAAAUAAGUCUUGGUCUUCAAGGUUGCUUACAAGUCGGACGUCUAAAGGAUGAAGGUUUAGUGGCGCCCGAAAUGAUAUCACUUCUGAAAAGAAAUAACUGUGGCAAAGCUUUAGAAAUAGCGAGAAUAGCAAGAGACAUGCUCGGUGGUAAUGGGGUGUCUGACGAAUAUCAUAUUAUUAGACACGUUAUGAACCUAGAAGCUGUUAAUACUUAUGAAGGGACCCAUGAUAUCCAUGCUCUUAUUUUGGGCAAAGGUAUUACUGGAAUACAAGCAUUUUAUUAAAUAUGUUAUAAAUUAUAACUGAUUAUGUUAUCA
Molecule: messenger RNA, 1343 nt
Organism: Melitaea cinxia (Glanville fritillary)
Lineage: Eukaryota; Metazoa; Arthropoda; Insecta; Lepidoptera; Nymphalidae
Product: glutaryl-CoA dehydrogenase, mitochondrial
Exons: 1
Coding region: 33-1310 (425 amino acids)
Biological process (GO): fatty acid beta-oxidation using acyl-CoA dehydrogenase; fatty-acyl-CoA biosynthetic process
Cellular component (GO): mitochondrial inner membrane
Molecular function (GO): glutaryl-CoA dehydrogenase activity; flavin adenine dinucleotide binding; fatty-acyl-CoA binding
Source: RefSeq, a predicted model, not a curated record